This is a messenger RNA of Poecile atricapillus (Black-capped chickadee), 1207 nucleotides long. RefSeq lists its product as uncharacterized. Bases 141 to 1199 code for a protein of 352 amino acids. NCBI's taxonomy places the organism in Eukaryota, Metazoa, Chordata, Aves, Passeriformes, Paridae. The transcript has 11 exons. The record is from RefSeq and is a predicted model, not a curated record.
GUUCGCGCUGGGCCACGCGUGGGGGUCCCGGAGGGAGUUCCUGACUCUUCCCAAACCUUCCCCGCAGCUCUUGGCGGAGCCCCGGCACCCCCGGGGCCACGGGAGGAUCGCCACCAGGGGGGAUCCCUUCCAUUCCCAUCAUGCUGCUCCAGAACUCCUGGGCUGUGCUCUUCCUGUGCACCACUGCUGGGUUUUUGGGGUGGCUGGGCCUUGCUGCCUCCCCAAAGAAGGAGAAGCUCUGGGAGACCUGGAUGAGGUCGGUGCUGGAUGAGACCCCCAUGGCCCAGCUCAUACAGGACAUCGUCCACCAGAUAGGGAAUGUGAGCAGCCGUGGGGCUGCACAGCUCCAGGGAGGACACCAGGUUGCCCCAUCCAACCUCCAUCAGGAGCAGGAAAGAACUCAGGAUAUUCAUCCCCAACCAGAGAGCAACCUGGUCCUUCAGGAGGUGAUGGAGAAGCUGCAGAAGGUCAACCAGAGCCUGGAGCUGAUGCUGACUGUCUUGAAAGAUGCACGAAGCCACCUGGAGCACCUCAAAGCCAUCCCUGACCUGGAUGGUCAGAGCCAAAGUGCCACCUCCUCCUGCAUCCCACACAGCUCAUACUUCAUGCUCCUGCUUCUCCCACUGGUGCCAGCAUCAUUCCAGGCCAUCCUUCUCCUCCUCCUCUUCCUCGCUUCCAGCGCCCUCGGCAUUCCAGCAACGUCCACUCUUCUGCUCCUUGCUGUGGCAGGGCGUUUGCUGGUGGCACCCGCCUGCCGUGGUGCCAGAAGGAUCCAGCCAGUUGUUCCCCGGGAAGAGCCCCGGUACCGGCUCACCUCCACCCCAGAGAGGGAAUGCGAUAUAGAGCUGCUGCAUGAGGAACUGGACAGGAUGGAGAUGAGCUGCCUGCAAGAGCCCUCAUACCUGAAGCAGCGCCAAGAGGUGACCGGGGACAUUCCCGGAUUCACUGGGCGAGUGUCACCCGACCCUGGUGGCCAGAGGACAACACCGAGCUCAUGUGGGGUGACACCAGAGCCGGUCGUGGAUGCUGGGAAGCUCUGGAAGCCCAAGCCCUGCAGCCCGAGAGCCAACAUGUCUCCAUGCCAGGGGCUCACCAGGGCUGGGCAGCGGUGCCGGAAGAAAGCCAUUCCCGGGCAGGAAUUCUGCCACAUCCACAUCACUGGCAGUAGCUUGGCCACGGAUUCACCCCCUCAUUUUUGACCUUCUAC